UCAGGGAACUCAACGUAGCUAAACACUAGAACCUAGAACACUGGUAUAAGAAAUACCAAAAUAAAAACACUAGAAAGUAAAGUAGGAAACAAGAACUACUAAAAUAAGAAAUGUAAACUGAAAAUACAAACUAUAUAAGACCAAAUCAUGAAAAACGUACUAUACAAGCUCAUGUCCAUUUACCAUUUACAACGCGUCCACCUUCCAGUCUGAUCAGUAGGUGGCUUUAGAGGGAGCACAGAGGGGAAGGGGUGGGUGCAGACGGAGCACUGAGGGAAUGCUACUUUAAAAUUCAUGCCAGUUCUUGAAAAUGACCAGCCCUGCCUUUAAGAUGGAGCGAGUAUCGGUGAGGAAAGGCGGCAGUAUGUUCACUUCAGUGAAGGCCUUCGAGGGGCAGCAGUACUCCACCCUGAAGAGGCAGUGUCUGCAGAGUGGCCUCCUCUUUGAGGACCCCCGCUUCCCCGCUACCGACGACUCGCUCUUCUACCUGGGCAACAGGAUCGGACGCGUGGUGUGGAAGAGGCCUCGGGAGCUGUGUGAAGACCCUCACCUGUUUGUGGAUGGAAUCAGCGCUCACGACUUGCAUCAGGGACAGCUGGGGAACUGCUGGUUCGUAGCGGCGUGCUCCAGCUUGGCCUCCAGAGAGUCUCUAUGGCAAAAAGUCAUCCCUGACUGGAAGGAGCAGGAGUGGGACACAGAGAAGCCAGAAUCCUACGCUGGAAUUUUCCACUUCCGCUUCUGGCGUUUUGGCGAGUGGGUGGACGUGGUGAUUGACGACCGGCUACCGACGGUGGACAACCAGCUGGUCUACUGCCACUCCAACGACAGCAACGAGUUCUGGAGCGCUUUGGUGGAAAAGGCCUACGCCAAGGUUUAUGGCAUCUACGAGGCUUUGGACGGGGGAAACACAGCUGAUGCGCUGGUGGAUUUCACUGGUGGGGUUUCAGAGCCUGUGGACCUGCUGGAGGGUCAGAUGGCAACAGACGAGGUGGCCCGGAACCAGCUGUUUGAAAGAGUCCUCAAAGUCCACAACAGAGACGGCCUCAUCAGCUGCUCCAUCAGG
Molecule: messenger RNA, 1063 nt
Organism: Labrus bergylta (ballan wrasse)
Lineage: Eukaryota; Metazoa; Chordata; Actinopteri; Labriformes; Labridae
Source: RefSeq, a predicted model, not a curated record